Messenger RNA from Cottoperca gobio, 5889 nucleotides. It is a transcript of the gene fgfr4, whose product is annotated as fibroblast growth factor receptor 4. Gene Ontology annotation, molecular function: ATP binding; fibroblast growth factor binding; fibroblast growth factor receptor activity. Gene Ontology annotation, biological process: cell surface receptor protein tyrosine kinase signaling pathway; regulation of bile acid biosynthetic process; positive regulation of ERK1 and ERK2 cascade. Gene Ontology annotation, cellular component: signaling receptor complex; plasma membrane. The record is from RefSeq and is a predicted model, not a curated record. Lineage: Eukaryota; Metazoa; Chordata; Actinopteri; Perciformes; Bovichtidae. The transcript has 21 exons. The coding region runs from base 668 to 3499 and encodes 943 amino acids.
CCAGAGCUCCGGGAUACACUCACACAGGAGAGGAGAGCUUUGCAGAAGCGCUGCGUAAAGACGCACGUAAAGAAAUAUCCAAGACUAGCCAAGAGGGGACUCUGAACUACGGGGCACGUUUUUAUCACCCUCGAUCAAUCUCUUUCUCUCGCCACCAUCGGAUCUUUUCCAACAUUUUCACAGCGAGAAAGGACUUUUAUUUGUACUUGUACAAAUCCACUUUUUUGCUCCGUGUUUGGUUUUCUUUAUCUCCAUGGAUUUAGCCCUCUAAACGCAGUGGACUUUGCCCAGGGGGGGUCACAGCUCCUUCCACCGGUCACCAGGAGAGCCCGGCAGCUGUCGUUCAUGUUCCAGGGGGCUGUUUUUGAUGGAUUUAUAAUCUCGACUUCGUUCUCAGCCGGAUACACAGCAGCCGAGAGCCGCUCACAGACUGCUUUUGGGAAAGGAUACAGCGGCGAUACAACAGCUCCAAAUGAGGAUUUCAAUAUUCAGUCGUAUCGACCGGGACAAGGAGUGAUUUCCCCCCAGGUGCCAGUCAUCCCCGCGCGGACAGAAAGGAUCCAGAUUUAGAGACUUUCUGAAGUUUCCAAUGCCAGGGACUGGAGUGUGAGGCCAACCCCAGGCUUCCAACGCAUAUUUCUACCUUUUUUUUAACCAGAAGACACACAUGAAGAAGAUGGCGAGGAUCUGCCCGUUCUGCGUUCUCCUGCUCUGUUUGAUGGACAGAGUCUCGGCCAGGGCCAUCGACGAAGGAAGGACUAAAGAUCUUCGGGUUUCCAGGCCUCUGAUCGCGCCAGGUUACCCAGAAAACACCACAGCGGUAGUGGGUGGUCAGACGAAACUGGUGUGCAAAGUCCACCGCCCGGCGUCCACCAAGGUGCAGUGGCUGAAGACGGAAGUCAGCCAGGGAGGACCGCCUCGCCUCAGGGCUCUGACGGCCCUGCAGAGCAACGCGUCCAAGGUGAACACUUUGCAUCUGUCCAAAAUCACUGAGGAGGAUGCAGGAGAGUACAUCUGCAUGGCCGAGAGCACCCACGCAGGACAGACAGUGCAGGCCAUGCAGGCGGCGUGGCUGGAGGUCCUGCCUGGUAUCAUCAUUCCUCGAAAUGUGGACCUGACUGCUGCUGAAAUCCCAUCAGAGGUUCUUGACGACCUGAGUGAGGACACCACGGAGCAUCUUCUGCUAGAGCCGGGAAACGUCCUGAAACUGCGCUGCGACGCGAGCACCCGGCCUGGCAUGGCGGUCAACUGGUACAAGGAGGGAGUCCGGGUUCUGCCCACGCCCCGCUUCCAGAUCCGCGGUGCCAUCAUGGAGAUCACAGACGUGACAUACGAGGACUCUGGCGUUUAUGUUUGUGUUCUCCGGGGAACCAAAGAGCCUGUGAGGAACUUCACCAUCACUGUGGCAGACACAUUGGGGUCGGGGGACGAUGAUGAGGAUAACGGCUUGGAGGAUUCAUCGGCUGAGAUCGAAAACGACCAGGUUUACUUCUCCAGAGGUCCUUACUGGACACACACCCAGCGUAUGGAGAAGAAGCUGUAUGCUGUUCCUGCAGGCAACACGGUGAAGUUUCGUUGCCCGGCCAUGGGCAGCCCCAUGCCGAGUAUCCGUUGGCUCAAAAACGGACGUGAUUUCAGAGGAGAGCACCGCAUCGGAGGCAUCAAGCUGAGACACCAGCACUGGAGCCUGGUGAUGGAGAGCGUCGUGCCUUCAGACAGAGGAAACUACACCUGCAUGGUGGAGAACAAAUACGGCUCCAUCACUCACAGCUACGUCCUCGAUGUCCUCGAGCGCUCCCCACACAGGCCCAUCCUGCAGGCCGGUCUACCAGCCAACACAACAGCAGUGGUGGGCAGCGAUGUCCAGUUCCACUGUAAGGUCUACAGCGACGCCCAGCCUCACAUUCAGUGGCUCAAACACAUAGAAAGGAAUGGCAGCCGCUACGGUUCUGAUGGGACGCCCUACGUUCGGGUCCUCAAGACCGGCAGUCUGAACAUGUCAGAGGUGGAGGUGCUCUACCUGUCCAAAGUUACCAUGGAAGAUACAGGAGAGUACACCUGUCUGGCUGGAAAUUCAAUCGGAUUCGCGCACCAGUCCGCCUGGCUCACCGUCCUCUCAGAGGAGGAAGCAGCAGACGCUUUGGACACCAUGGAGACCAAGUACACGGACAUCAUCAUCUACGCCUGUGGUUUCCUGGCUCUGAUCAUGGCCAUCGUCAUUGUGGUGUUGUGUCGAAUGCAGGUCCACCCCAGAAGGGAGCCGUUUGACGCCCUGCCUGUCCAGAAGCUCUCCAAGUUUCCUCUUCGCAGACAGUACUCGGUGGACUCCAACUCCUCAGGGAAGUCCAGUGCGUCGCUGAUGAGGGUGGCUCGCCUCUCUUCCAGCUGCUCUCCCAUGCUGGCUGGAGUCAUGGAGUUUGAGUUGCCCUACGACCCGGACUGGGAGUUCCCCAGAGAGAAUUUAACGUUGGGCAAACCUCUAGGAGAAGGCUGCUUCGGUCAGGUGGUCAGAGCUGAUGCCUACGGGAUCAACAAGGACUCUCAGGUUCCGGCCUCCACUGUGGCGGUUAAGAUGCUCAAAGAUGACGCCACAGACAAAGAUCUUGCAGACCUCAUCUCGGAGAUGGAGCUGAUGAAGGUGAUGGACAAACACAAGAACAUCAUCAACCUGCUUGGCGUCUGCACACAGGACGGCCCUCUGUAUGUGCUGGUGGAGUACGCCUCCAAAGGCAGUCUGAGGGAGUACCUGCGGGCCCGAAGACCCCCAGGCAUGGACUACACCUUUGAUGUGACUAAGGUGCCUGAAGAGCAGCUCACCUUCAAAGACCUGCUGUCCUGCGCCUACCAGGUGGCCAGAGGGAUGGAGUACCUGGCUUCUAAAAGGUGCAUACACAGAGAUCUGGCAGCCAGAAACGUUCUGGUGACGGAGGACAACGUGAUGAAGAUCGCUGACUUCGGUCUGGCCAGAGGAGUCCACCAGAUCGACUACUACAAGAAAACCACCAACGGACGGCUGCCGGUGAAGUGGAUGGCACCAGAGGCUUUGUUCGACCGAGUCUACACACACCAGAGCGACGUGUGGUCGUUUGGCGUACUCAUGUGGGAGAUCUUCACGCUGGGCGGCUCACCUUACCCCGGUAUCCCCGUCGAGGAGCUCUUUAAGCUUCUGAAGGAAGGACACCGCAUGGACAAACCCUCCAACUGCACACAUGAACUCUACAUGAUGAUGCGUGAGUGCUGGCAUGCUGUUCCCACCCAGAGGCCGACCUUCAAACAGCUGGUGGAGGAGCUGGACAAAGUGCUGCUGUCCAUCUCUGACGAGUACUUGGACCUGUCGACACCCUUCGAGCAGUACUCCCCGUCGUGCGAGGACACUUCCAGCUCCUGCUCCUCCGACAACGACUCUGUUUUUACCCACGAUGCCUUGUCCACCGACCCCUGCCUCCUGGGCUACCAGGACGUGCGCUCCCGGAUAGACAUGAAGAAGGCUCUCCGAUAGACUCACAACCGAAGGCACCCACACACACACAGACAUGAACACAACACAUGUACCACAUCCACUGGCGGCCAUAGUGGAGGUUUGCAGCUGCAUUUCUAAAGUUAUGUUAAAGUUUUUAUUCAUGAAGUUUUUCAUUGGACCUCCUUUAUGGCACCAGACUAAGCCCUUAGGUAUAGACGGGCAUUUAUACACAUAAAAACACAUGUAUGCACGUGGAGCACUGAGGCCGGUGAAGGUUUGAAGACAUUUCAUCGUGGGCAGAAGAAGAGAGGACAAACAAAACGAGGUACUUUGGACUCUCAGCUCCGGCACUGUGCACAUGAACAGUUGUUAACGUUGGAAAACUGCGGCACUAAACACAACAGGAGACAAAACGCCUCGAAAUGCUUUCUUUGAUCAACUCCCCCUCAGGGAGGUGACGGACGAUGAUCUCCUCACACAACCGAAAACCAGGGCGAGAAACCUCGGUGAUAAAGACAUUUUUAACAAACAAAAAAAGAUUUAUUUUGCUAUGAUAAAAAAGAAGAAAGUGAUUGUUAAAUAUAAAUCUCUCUAUAUAAGAUUAUUUUACUUUUGUGUUGCUUAUUUAAAAAGAGAACAGUCUUAAAUCUCAGGAUCUCUUGUGCUAAGAAGUUGCUAUAGUGGCAGCAAAGUGCCUGAAUUUACGAUUUCCUGUGAAUAUAUUAGAAUAUUAAAAUAUUGUAUGUACAUAUCAACAGCAGAAAGACGAUUGCCUUUUAUAAAUUAUUCUGAAUGACACAAAAAUUUAGGUUAUUGGAGGCGAAAGGAGAGAGGAAUUGAAUCAAGUGCCAAACCUGUCGCAGCUGUCUUUAUGUUCAGGUUUCAUUCCAAAAUAUUCAAUUUAGAAGCAAUUUUUCUACACAAUGAUCUCCCAAAUUAAAACAUUGGAUGCUGUUAAAAUUCGGUUUACAUCAGCAACUUUUGCAAAUAAGUAAAACCGUGAGAAACGCAAAAUUCGACGACUCAAACCUCAAAUGCAUGUGGUCAGAAAUGAUGGAUUAAGCCUUUAAAAGAUGGCUUACAUUUUUUGGAAUAAAACCCUCCAUUUGUCAUUUUGUAGUAAACUGUUUCGACCUCCAGCCCAGCAAAACCAUUUGUGGUCAAAUACCAGGAGGAUUUCCAGUUCCUGUUGCUGUUGUUGGAAGAAAACCACCAAAAGGUUUCAGCUCGAAUACAUUUCUUAAGCUAUAAAACGAGUUUUGAAAAGUUCUCCAAAGUUCUUUAACGUCGUUAAACAACAGCGUGAACUUUGAGACAACAUGACGUGGUCUUCCUCCAACAGCAGCUUUACUCUUUCGGUCUACUUUAUCAGAGACAGUGUGUCCAGGGUGGGACGACUGGCGAUUCUGGGGACUCUGUCGGGGAGCUGGCCCAAGCCCACUGUCACUGCUGACAAGGAGGGGGCGAGCACUGAAUGUGAAAGCCAGUGUGAUUGAUUUCAAAUAGAGGAGAAGGGGGAGGGAGCCUCCUUUGUCUGGCUUUAACCCUUCACCCAGCCCAAUCUGUUGGCGAGGGGUCCUCAGGUCCGCAGCCUGGCCGGACAAUGAAGGCUUUGCAGGCUUAAUGGAUGUGACUACGGACCAGAGGGAGUUUUAUAGGAGGGGGUUGGUGGAGGUGGUGUGGGGAUAGCUUGGGCUUGUGUGCAAAUGAAGAGGCUCUUAUUAUGUUAAUGUCUCCUCUUCUCUCCCAAACGCCCCUAUCUUUAUCCCCACAGCCACCAUCUUUUACAAUUACAAAUCUUAAUUCAGAUUUGCCACCAGGACCAGCUGCAGAAAAUUCCCCUGUGGGGUAAAAAUGCCCGAAUCUGACCACAGACACAAACAAAACAUCCUCUGAUAGAAUGAAGUAUGAAGUUUAUCAAACUUUGCGCUGGUGAUUCCAAUGGACAUAAUUGAUUUUGGUACCAAAUGUGUGAUCGACUGGCUAACACCUGCACCUCCAGCUGCUUUCUGCUCCUUUACUCUCUGGUCUCUUUUAUUCAAAUGUUGUAAAGUUGAAGGAAAAAUGGUUUCAUUUCAAAAUGCUUUAAAUGUAUCAUCCAAUCAUCUUCCUGUGUGUGAAACCAGUCAACCAUUUAGUCAAUGAAGGAUUUGUGCAUCUUCUCUCCUCAUUUGUUUGCUUUUGAUGCUGUCAAUCAUCUGGUGACAGUUGGUGUCUGAUUUCGGGAUGAAGCUCUUUACAUACACGUGUAACCACAAAGUGUCCGGAUACAUUUGCAUCUUUACAUUCCAGUUAUCUGCUCUGCUCCCAGAUACAAACUGUAAACAAUCACAGCGUUCUUAAACAUUUCCUCAAGAGAAUUAUUUUAGAAAUAUCUAAUUUAUUUGUUCAUUGUUUUGUUUUUAUAUGAAAUAAAGUAUAAUUUAAAA